This is a messenger RNA of Galendromus occidentalis (western predatory mite), 1550 nucleotides long. Its product is annotated as lysophospholipase D GDPD1. Gene Ontology annotation, biological process: glycerophospholipid catabolic process. Gene Ontology annotation, molecular function: phosphoric diester hydrolase activity; phosphatidylcholine lysophospholipase A1 activity. Bases 238 to 1224 code for a protein of 328 amino acids. Lineage: Eukaryota; Metazoa; Arthropoda; Arachnida; Mesostigmata; Phytoseiidae. The transcript is spliced from 9 exons. The record is from RefSeq and is a predicted model, not a curated record. Gene Ontology annotation, cellular component: endoplasmic reticulum membrane.
AUCGGCAUCACUGUCUCCGACCGAGAGCGGCCUGAUUUCAUUUUCAUCUGAGUUGAACCUCUUCAUGUUGUUCGUUGUUGUUCUGCACGUCAUUCCGUAAAACGAAUCGCCCCACGAAGCGUCUUGACGGUACAACCGUACGAGCGAAAUCCUCACCCAGCUGAGGAGCGGACAGCAAGGACACCACCAUGCUCUCAUAGAGAAGAAUACAGAUCCGAUCUCCGCGCAGUCAGGACCAUGAGGAAGAGCUUCUCAGUCUUGACAACGAUAGUUUUCGGAAGCUAUGUGAUUAUUUCAACAUUACUUCUGAAGUACCCGACUCUUCUUCACCGGAAGAAGCGACUCAAGUUCAAUGGCGUGCACAUAAGCCAUAGAGGAGGUGCAUUCGAAGGAGUUGAGAACACCAUCGACACCUUCCAGCAUGCAGCCUCUGCUUGCGGAACCGACAUGCUGCAUCUCGACGUUCAACUCACCCGGGAUGGACAGGUUGUGGUGGCGCACGAAGAUUCUCUCAGGAGGCUCUGUGGCUGCAACGUGAAGAUAUCUGAGCUCCGAUACCAGGAUUUGCCGCCCCUCAUGCCGGUGAUUGACGUGGAUUUCAUGAGUGGAGUCUCUUGUUUGAAUUCACCAAUGGAGAGACGGCAGAUACCUUUGCUACGAGAAGUUUUCGAGAGGUUUCCGCAAACCCCCAUGAUGAUUGACAUCAAGCGCAAUGAAGACGAACUUAUAGAACAGGUCUUCGAGCUAAUAGUCACGUUCGGAAGGCAAGACAUAACUGUUUGGGGGAGCAUCUCCGACGUGGUUACUCAAAAAUGCUUCAAAAUGGAACCAUCGAUCCCGAUAAUCUUCUCAGCGCCCCGCGUCGGCUGGCUGAUCUUCGCUGCUUGGUCUGGCCUCCUGCCUUUCUUGCCCAUCGAAGAAUCGUGCCUAAGCGUGUUCCAUCCGAGGGCUCAAGAGAACAAUAGAUACUUCCGAGAUGCAGCUGGAGUGAACCCAGCCUAUUGGUUCUUCCUCCUAGCUAUCGAUCUCCUUCUGAUGCGUCCCUUCAUUUUCAAUCAUCUCCGACGUCGCGGUAUUCAGGUAUAUUUGUGGGUGAUCAAUGAUAGGCAAACAUUCGAUCGGUGCUUUGAGCUGGGAGCAACCGGAGUCAUGACCGACUGUCCAACACUUCUGCGGUCGUAUUUGAGCGAGCACCCUCAUAUCACUUCCAGUCGAGAACUUUAAUCGUUGGCCCGCUCUUGCUCGAUCUUAUCCAUUCCCGAUCCGCUCAUUCCGCUUCUCUGGGGAUCUCAUCUGUAUUUGUGACUCGAAAUGAGAAGUACUGCGUAGAAUUCUAGGGCUUGUUGGUGUAACCAAUGAAGCUUUUCGAAGUGUAAAGAAGAGCGAUGAAGCAACGAAUACGUAACGAGUUACGAGUUCACGAUUUCUCCGAUCGAGCCCCGGGUAAGCGUUGACUGUUCACGCUUCCUGGCCGGUAGAGGCCAUAUCCAGUCCUGACUCGUACUCGCUAGCCGAAGGAGAUAGGCUAACAGUUACGUCCGACUUCGGAG